Messenger RNA from Tigriopus californicus, 1615 nucleotides. RefSeq names its product vacuolar protein sorting-associated protein 45-like (gene Vps45). Gene Ontology annotation, biological process: intracellular protein transport; vesicle-mediated transport. The record is from RefSeq and is a predicted model, not a curated record. Gene Ontology annotation, cellular component: Golgi membrane. Lineage: Eukaryota; Metazoa; Arthropoda; Copepoda; Harpacticoida; Harpacticidae.
UCCCGGCUCAAGUUCUGACUAGACUGCCCAGGCGGGCUAGCUCGAGUUCUGGCUUGUUCUCUCCGUGGGAGUGAGUCUGUGGAAAAACAGAUCCUUGGGUCUUUCGGGGACCUGGAGCCCAAAGCCCGCAUCAUGGACUUGACCUUGUUUGUGGAACGCCUUUUGGUGGAGGCCAAUCCCGAGUGUCCGGAUCAGCAAAUCAAGAGUCUGCUCAUGGACGAGCACCUCUUGAAAGUGGUCAGCACCACUUGUCUCCAAAGCGCCCUCCUCAAGCACGGAUACUUGCUUUUUGAGACGCUGGGAGGACCAAGUGGCGCCCACGCCCCCUUGGGAUUCGUCACCUGUGUGUGUCUCCUCCAGCCCAGUCCCGACAACAUCCGUCUGUUGGCCCAGGAACUCCAGAAACCGCGAUUUGGGCACUACCGGGUCGUGUUCUCGGCCUCGCCCCAUACCCUCACCUUGCGAGAAUUGGCCGACAUGGACACCCACUGUCUCAUCCAGAGCGUCGAGGAGGUGCCCUUGCAAUUUUUGCCCUUGGAUACCUGAUGAAAAUCCGAUGAUGGGCAGCCUGAAUGGAUCGCGCGAUGAGGGAGUGGUCUUGAUUUUAGAUCGAGAUGCUGAUUUGGUCACGCCUCUUUUAUCGCGCUGGACCUAUCAGGCCAUGAUUCACGAACUCUUGGGCAUUCAGCGCAAUGUGGUCAAGUUGGAGGAUGCGUCGGGGGCGGGCAAACCGCCGGAGCAAAUCAUUCUGUCCUCGAAAUAUGACGAUUUCUUUCUCAAUAACAUGUUCAAGAACUUUGGUGAGAUCGGCGAGGUGGUGAAGAAACUCGUUAAAGAGUUUCAGGAGAAAGUGAGUGGGCACAAGAACAUUGAAAGCAUUGGCGACAUCAAAGACUUCAUCGUGAGCUAUCCUCAGUUCAAGAAGAUAUCCGGCACCGUGUCCAAACACGUGAAUGUCAUCAGUGAGCUUUCGCGAUUAGUGUCGGCACGGAAUCUUUUGAACAUUUCCGAAAUCGAGCAAACCCUGUCAUGCCAUGCCCCAACGAACAAUUCGACGGCAACCUUCAGAAAGCUCAUGUUAGAUUCUGAUCUUGCAGACAGUGUCCAAGGUUUAAAAAUUUGCCACGGUCGCACCUCUAAGCAUUUGGGAUUUCGUCAGAGUGAUGCUAGCCAUACCAAAGUCAAAAUGGACGACAACUUGUACACCCAACACAAGCCCGCCCUAUUUUGGUUGACCGAGAGUGUCUUGCAAGGGCGGCUCUCGGAUGAAUUGGCCGGAGAUGUGCGUGGCUUGAGGCCCACCAAGAAGAUUCUAGUCUAUAUGGUGGGUGGAAUUACAUACGAGGAGACUCUCAAGAUGUAUCAAUUGAAUGUCACCUAUAAUUCGAAUGUGGUGAUUGGCGGUUGCACGCUGUGGCGAUCGAAAGAAUUUUGUCAGCAUUUAAAAACCAUUUCGACGCCCUAGGGUAUUUUUUUUAAUCGAUUUAACGGGUUAGACAUGAACCUCUUCGUUUUUGUUCUAGAAGUCAACGUGUGGUACAGACAUUUAUUUGAUAGCGAUUGCUGUUUUUCUAUACUGUCAAAUAGAUCUAAGAAUGAAUUGAUUGGCAUUUAA